Acanthopagrus latus (yellowfin seabream) is the source of this 1023-nucleotide messenger RNA. It is a transcript of the gene glipr1a, whose product is annotated as GLI pathogenesis-related 1a. Gene Ontology annotation, cellular component: extracellular region. The record is from RefSeq and is a predicted model, not a curated record. NCBI's taxonomy places the organism in Eukaryota, Metazoa, Chordata, Actinopteri, Spariformes, Sparidae. Bases 57 to 899 code for a protein of 280 amino acids. The transcript has 6 exons.
GGGCGUAGUUUCCUGUCAGUUUGACGCGUGAGAGAUUAUUUGACACGCCACAAGUUAUGUGCAUUCCUUGGCGGCUUGGAGGCAUGGGGAGCAUGGUUUGGAUGUCACUGUGGGCCUGGAUGAUCCUGGACUCAGGGGUGUGUUCAGCGUCCCUGCCAGAAAUCACUGACGGGAACUUCAUUGAAGAGUGUGUGAGGGAACACAACAGGGCGCGGUCCUCUGUCAGCCCAGCUGCAAGCAAUAUGCUGUACAUGACAUGGGAUGCGGGCUUGGCCAUCACUGCAAGAGCGUGGGCAAGCAAAUGUUUGUUUGAACACAACAUCUACCUCCGCGACGCCCGUCGCGUGCACCCCGACUUCCGCUCUGUGGGAGAAAACCUGUGGGCGGGCUCCCCACCAGCCUCUUUCGACGUGACGCGUGCCGUGAAAAAAUGGGUGGAUGAGAAACAACACUACGACUUCAACCUCAACAGGUGCACAGGCGUCUGCGGCCACUACACACAGGUGGUGUGGGCGAGCAGCUACAAGGUUGGCUGCGCCGCCCAGCUGUGCCCCAGUGGUGUCAAAAGCACUGGUUUUGCUGCAAAGGAGGGCGUCAUUUUUGUUUGCAACUAUGCGCCAGGGGGUAACAUAGUCGGAAGGAAACCAUAUCAGUAUGGAUCAUGCUCUGAAUGCGACGGCACCUGUGAGGGGAAUCUCUGCCGUAAUCCAGAACGAGAUUCACAGAAAAGCUACAGCUGGACCCCAGACUGGGAUCAUGCCGGGGUUAACACUGGCAAAGCGGCCGAUCGCUCCAGCUACGUGGCUGUUCUGGUUGUCCGGCCCAUUGCCCUCAUCGCCACCUUCACUGCCGCGUAUGCAGUCCGCCACUUUUACCCCGACGUCUUCUGCUACGAAUAGACCAGAGUGACGACCCGGAAGACAUGGACAUACUCAGCCGGUGCUAACAUGGAGAUUCGAGUUUAAUAUAUUUCUUGUCUAUACAAAGCUUGGGUCUUACAUAAAUCCUCAAACAGUACAUGGA